AUGGAAUACAAACGAAGGUUGACGCCGGUAAAGACACCGCGGAAAACAAAGGUUUUUCGACCGGUUGGCAGUACUCCUUCAAAGUUCAAAGAUGUUAAAAUUAAAAGUGUCGGAUAUGCCUGUAGAUGCAUAGAGCAUUAUGAAUAUAAGAAAGCCUUCACAUAUUUAUACAACAAUUAUGCUGGUGCCAGAAGAGCAGUGGAGAACUUGGUAAAGAAAGAAAUAAGGAAAGGUGUAAAGAAUCUCCUUAAUGACAAAGAGGGAAGUCUUCUUAAGAAAUGCAACUUGGAGAACAUAAAAAAAUUCAGUUGGUCAGCUAUUCUGUCUGAUGUUGCGAAGUACAUUCCCAUUCUGUAUUCAGCAUUAAUUGCCACCGUUGCCAGUCCAUCCAAUGAGAAAAAUCUUCGAUCAAGAGUUCGCAAUAAACCAUUGGCUCCUGGUAUUGGACUAGCAGUUUCAGUCCUUCUCCAUUUGUAUUCCCCAUUGAAAGUGAAGUUUGUGCAGGGGUUGAAUUCUAUUGAAUUAUGGAGAUGUGGUGCACAAAGAAAGCACCAGAUGGAAGCAGGUACUUUGGGAACAUGUUUAGAGAGUGAUACUGAUAUAGAUAUCAGUGAACUGAGCUCUGAGGAAGUAGUUCAGUCCUCAGGGACUGAUGUAGGUACCUCAUCAGGCUCUCUUCAAGAGCUUCCACGAAUGGAGGACUCUGAGGAAUCUGUUUCCGGAGAUGAUGAAGAACUGAACACAAUUGAAAGUGUUUCGGAUUUAGUUCCAUAUUCACGGGGAUUUUGUAUCACAUGGGACAAUGUUGGGAAAAUGGUAAAGGCCUGUCAUCAGAGUACAGAACGGCAAAAUAAAAUGAUGCUAUGGGCUUUGGCUUACUGUGCGGAGAACAGAAUUCCUACAACACACUUAACAAACAGUUAUGUGAAUGCUUCAGAUAUACCGCUCCAGAAGUUUUUGCCAAUGGAGGAAGACAUCACCGAAAUCAAACAGCGCAUGGAGGUCAUCGUAGCAAGGAUCAUACAGAAGGAGAUGCCUUACUUUAAUAGCUGCAAAGUUGUUCCUCACAUCAGACACAAAUUCUGGAGAGAGUCUAGCAGGAAGAGUAAAGUAAUAAAUCUUGGAGUCUGUCAGGAAAAUCCCUCAACCACCACUGGGACCAUCAAGAUUAUGGAACAACUGCAUGAGUAUGUUCCACGACAGGGGGAUGAACUCUUCCAACUGAUAUGUUUUGGCGAUGGAUUGUCUUGUGAGAGACACAAUGAUGCUCACAUGGCUCGUUCAAAUGGAGAAUCAAUGCUCUCAAGACUACAGGGAUUGCAGCCUCAGGUUCAAGAAUUUCACAAGAGAAUGCUACUUAUGCAGGAUCUAAUGGACACAUUUUUCCAUGGAAGCAGUGCAGCAGUAAAGGGAACUCUUUUCCAUCUGAAAAAUGUUUUUGGACACAGGUCUGUUAAGAAAGAUGUAGGAGAGACAUUUAACCAUGCAGCAGACUUUAUAAAGUUUGUAACGCAUGGUUAUGUCCUCCUGGCAACGAUGGAUAUGUGUGGUAUGGAGAGCAUAGGGGACCCUCCUAAUCUACCGGAAGAUGGAGAUGAUGACACCCUCCUGACAGAUGUUGCUAGAAGAGUUGUCCAACUCAUCUGGCAUAGUCCUAGAGUGGAAAAAAUCCUUGGCAGCGAUGCAGAUGAGGAAGACAGCUAUAUUUACUGCCUUUGUAAAAUAGGUAAGUUAUACUCUCUCUAUCUUGGAGAUGAUGUCCCAAUGAUCUACUGCUCCGGUAUUCAUUGUCCAGGGAAUAACUGGUUCCAUCUACAGUGUUUGCACAUGGAGGAUGAUGAUGUUCCUGAUGAAGAGUUCUACUGUUCUGAUGAUUGCAGAAAACGUGCUGUUUAUAAAUACUGCAACUGCCAUGUGGACAUGGGACAGUAUGAGCCGAUGGUGGGGUGUGACAAUCCGAAUUGCAGGAAGGAGUGGUAUCAUUUGAAAUGUGUAGGACUGAAAAAUGCACCAGGUUAUUUACUGUUUAUAUGUUCUGGAAAAUGGUUCUGCAGUAAAGAAUGUAGGAUAGCAGGUUUGAAGAGGAAUUUGAAGGCUGAUACAAAGGAGGAUGGUGUGUUCAAUUACAUAACAGCACUGAUGUUUGUAGGACUGAUGGAUCUUGUCCGUCAUGAUGCUGUCCGGGAAAAUGAUGGAACAGCCAUGAUGUCCCAUUGGCGACUGGAUAUGAUCCUUUUCCAUAACAACCAUCAUCCCAAAUAUGUCUUACUUGGACACAGACUGUUAGCAGGGGUGGCUGGCUGGCUUCCAGAGCGUCUUGCCAUGGACAGUAUCUGGAAUAGAACUGUCAAUUUAGCAGGUGGUCCUGGUAGAAAUUUGGAAUGUGAUAUGGUAAACGAGUUCUUGAACAAAGAGUUUAAAGAGUCCCUGAAGGAUGCAGGAGGCAAUUUAACAGAGGAAACAAUCCACAGACAUAGCCAACUAGCUGGAGGUUUGGGCAGAGUCAUUGACAAAGCUUAUGCUGAGUCUGUUGAGGCACACCUCUCUGACUUCAUUAGGAAAGACCAUACAAGUUACACCAAGGAUUUGGAACUGUUUGUUAAACUGCUUCUACCAGAACAGUUUUUUAGGUAUAGCCUUGGAAGAAGCUUCAAAAGCUACCCUGAUUUCAAUUUCUCAAUCGAAUCCAGGCACCCGGAAAGAUUGAAGAAAAAACUGUGCCAGCUUUCUAAAAGACUUGAUAAAAUCCGGAGGUGCACAGCAACAGAUUAG
Messenger RNA from Saccostrea echinata, 2772 nucleotides. RefSeq lists its product as uncharacterized. Lineage: Eukaryota; Metazoa; Mollusca; Bivalvia; Ostreida; Ostreidae. The transcript is spliced from 11 exons. Gene Ontology annotation, cellular component: nucleus; Rpd3L complex; Rpd3L-Expanded complex. Gene Ontology annotation, biological process: regulation of DNA-templated transcription. Bases 1 to 2772 code for a protein of 923 amino acids. The record is from RefSeq and is a predicted model, not a curated record.